This is a messenger RNA of Amphiprion ocellaris (clown anemonefish), 7553 nucleotides long. It is a transcript of the gene rerea, whose product is annotated as arginine-glutamic acid dipeptide (RE) repeats a. The coding region runs from base 801 to 5444 and encodes 1547 amino acids. The transcript has 22 exons. Gene Ontology annotation, molecular function: transcription corepressor activity; sequence-specific DNA binding; chromatin binding. Lineage: Eukaryota; Metazoa; Chordata; Actinopteri; Pomacentridae. Gene Ontology annotation, biological process: regulation of DNA-templated transcription. The record is from RefSeq and is a predicted model, not a curated record. Gene Ontology annotation, cellular component: nucleus.
UGGAUGCGUCUGUUGAACAGCUGAAGAGGAGGAGGAGGAGGAGGGGGUUUACAGAGACGGAGGGAGCGAUAGGGAGAGCGUGGAGUGUGUGUGCAUAGGAAAGCGAGAGAAGAAGAGGGGAGAGAGAGAGAGAGAGAGAGUGUGUGUGUGGUGUAUAUGCGAGAGAGAGUGUGUGUGUGUGUGUGUGGAAAAAGGAAGCGGAGCCUGUUAACGGCGAACUCACUGGUUUCCUACCCCUCGAAACAAGCGCCGUGUUACUUUUCAUGUGGACACUAUCAUCGACAGCAACACGGCCGAGGAGAAGGAGAACCGGAGCGGUUUUCGAGGGGUGGGGGGACGAGUUAAGGUCGUAGUGCCUCUGAUCGCUUAUUUCGGACAGUCUAUCAGUAAAGUGAAACCGUCUUUUGUUGAAGCAAGUGCUCGCCUGAGAGAGGGAGAGAGCCCCUCCGUGCGGGCAGCGUUUUUCUUUUUUUUCUGUUCUUUUUUUUUCUUAGAUCAGUAGGGGGGGAUAUUUAAAAAAAUUGGUCCCGGUUCUUUGGAUUUGCUCCAGCUGGCUUUUAUUUUUAAAGUUCGGUGGGUCAUCUCGGGCAGGGGAUCGCGCUUUUCAACUUGUUUGCAGCAGUCUGUGGGACUCCCAAGAAUCACCAGACUGGCGGCUUUUCUGAAACACUGGGGUUGUUGGUGUGGCCAAAUUUUCCCUGGAUUUGACUGGUAAAUUCAGAAGACUGAAGCCCAGGCUCACAGUCUACCUUUCACGGAGGCCCAGCCGUGAGAGGACUGAGGAAGGCACGUGGCGGAUCAUGACGGCCGACAAAGAGAAGGAACGGGAGAAAGAGCGGGACAGGGACAGAGACAGGGACCGGGACAAAAGAGAGGCCGGUAAGUCCCGCCGGCAGGACGGUGACCGGGGAGACCGUGAAAGUGAGAGCUCCAGGCCCCGGCGCAGCUGUACGCUGGAGGGCGGAGCCAAGAACUAUGCAGAGAGCGAGCACAGCGAGGACGAGGACAACGACAAUGGCAGCACCGGCGGAGGCAGUGGGACCGCCGAGGAGGCUGGCAAGAAGGGCAAAAAGAAGAUGCCUAAGAAGAAGUCACGCUACGAGCGCACAGAGAACGGAGAAAUCACGUCUUUCAUUACAGAGGACGAUGUUGUUUACAGACCCGGAGAUUGUGUGUACAUUGAGAGUCGGCGGCCCAACACUCCCUACUUCAUUUGUAGCAUUCAGGAUUUCAAGCUGAGUAAACGGGACCAUCUGCUGAUGAAUGUGAAAUGGUACUACCGCCAGUCAGAGGUGCCCGACUCCGUCUACCAGCACCUGGUGCAGGAUCGCAACAAUGAGAACGACUCUGGCCGGGAGCUGGUCAUCACAGACCCGGUGGUCAGGAGUCGAGAACUCUUCAUCUCUGACUAUGUGGACACUUAUCAUGCUGCUGCUCUCAGGGGGAAAUGCAACAUUUCCCAUUUCUCCGACAUUUUUGCUGCCCGGGAGUUCAAAGCCCGCAUCGACUCCUUUUUCUAUAUCCUCGGAUACAACCCAGAGACCAGGCGACUAAACAGCACACAAGGGGAAAUCCGAGUGGGACCCAGUCAUCAAGCCAAGCUCCCAGAGCUGCAGCCUUUCCCCUCCCCUGGUGGCCAGGCCGUGACCGAGAAUGAGGAGCUGGUCUGGAUGCCAGGGGUCAAUGACUGUGACCUUCUCAUGUACCUCAGAGCCGCAAGGAGCAUGGCUGCCUUUGCAGGGAUGUGUGACGGAGGCUCAACAGAAGAUGGGUGUCUAGCAGCCUCUCGGGACGACACUACAUUAAACGCACUUAACACUCUUCACGAGAGCAGCUAUGAUGCAGGCAAGGCUCUGCAGCGCCUGGUGAAGAAGCCGGUACCCAAACUGAUAGAGAAGUGCUGGUCUGAGGAUGAAGUGAAGCGCUUCAUUAAAGGGUUGAGACAGUUCGGCAAAAACUUCUUCAGGAUCCGGAAAGAGCUGCUGCCCAACAAAGAAACGGGAGAGCUAAUUACCUUCUACUACUAUUGGAAGAAGACUCCCGAGGCGGCCAGUUGUCGAGCCCACCGCAGACACCGCCGCCAGCCCGUCUUCCGCCGCAUCAAAACACGAACAGCCUCGACGCCUGUCAACACUCCCUCUCGCCCUCCCUCAAGCGAGUUCUUGGACCUCAGCUCCGCCAGUGAAGAUGACUUUGACAGUGAAGACAGCGAACAGGAGCUAAAGGGCUACGCCUGCCGCCACUGUUUCACCACCACCUCCAAGGACUGGCACCACGGGGGCCGGGAGAACAUCUUGCUGUGCACCGACUGCCGCAUUCACUUCAAGAAGUACGGUGAGCUGCCCCCCAUCGAGAAGCCUGUGGACCCGCCGCCGUUUAUGUUCAAACCUGUCAAAGAGGAAGAAGAUGGACUCAGCGGGAAGCAUAGCAUGAGGACCCGACGGAACCGAGGCUCGAUGUCGACGCUACGUAGUGGUCGUAAGAAGCAGACAGCCAGUCCGGAUGGCCGAGCCUCGCCUACCAACGAGGAUUUGCGCUCCAGCGGACGUACUUCACCCAGCGCAGCCAGUACUGACAGCACUGACAGCAAGACAGACUCCAUGAAGAAGCCAAGCAAGAAGAUUAAAGAGGAGGCUCCUUCGCCUAUGAAGAGUGCCAAACGGCAACGAGAGAAGGGAGCCUCAGACACAGAGGAGCCUGAGAGGGCCAGCGCCAAAAAGUCCAAGACACAAGAGCUGAGUCGGCCAGACUCGCCUUCAGAAUGCGAGGGGGAGGGUGAGGGAGAGGGCGAGAGCUCUGAUGGUCGCAGCAUCAACGAGGAGCUCAGUAGUGAUCCUAAAGACAUUGACCAGGACAACCGCAGCUCCUCCCCGAGCAUCCCCAGCCCCCGAGACAACGAGAGCGACUCGGACUCGUCUGCCCAGCAGCAGCAGCUCCUGCAGAGCCAGCACCCUCCGGUCAUCCAGUGUCAACCGGGCACCUCAGCCGCCUCCUCGGCACCCCCUCCACCCACGACCUCAGCCCCCUCACUGCCCCCGCAGGGCUCCCCCGUGGCGGCCUCCACCUCUCUACCUCCCCAGCCUUUGCCCCAGGCGAGCCCGAUGUCUCUCAUCCAGUCAGGAGCAUCCCUCCACCCCCAAAGGCUUCCCUCUCCACAUUCACCUAUGACUCAGGCUCCGCCCCCUGGACCCUCAGUCCCACCUCAGUCAUUACCCAGCCCACAUCACGGGCCCAUGCCUCCCAUGCCUCACCCACUGCAGCCUGGCCCCUCACACAUGCCUCACCCUCACUCCAUGACCCCUCAGGGAUUCCCCGUGGGUCCGUCUCAGGUCCCGCCCCCACCAGUCUCUGGCCAAUCACAGCAGAGGGCUCACACGCCUCCUUCCCAGUCCCAGCCGUCUUCUCAGAGCGGAGGUCAGCCUCCCAGAGAGCAGCCGCUGCCCCCUGCACCGAUGUCCAUGCCUCACAUCAAGCCUCCCCCGACCACACCCAUCCCUCAGAUAUCCACCCCGCAGUCUCACAAACACCCGCCUCACGUGUCAGCACCUCCGUUCCCUCAGAUGCCUUCAAACCUGCCUCCGCCUCCUGCCCUCAAGCCCCUCAGUUCUUUAUCCAACCACCACCCUCCAUCAGCACACCCACCUCCCCUCCAGCUGAUGCCUCAGGGGCAGCAGCUCCAGCCUCCUCCGGCCCAGCCCCCAGUUCUCACCCAGUCCCAAACUCUCCCUCCUUCAGCCAGCCACCAGCCUCCUCCAGCUCCACCUCUUCCACCCUCAGCAGCAGCAUCACACCCCAGCGGGCCGCCUCAGCCGCCUUUCGCGUCACAUCCUUUCAACACAGUUCUACCUCCAGCCGGCCCUCCCCCAUCCUCAUCCAGCUCCAUGCCCGGCCUACCGCCUCCAUCUUCCUCCGCUCCAUCCUCUUCCAUCUCCAUGCCUCUCCCUGCCUCGGUCUCCUGUGCCGGUCCGGGCCCAGUGCUUCCGCCAGUGCACAUCAAGGAGGAGCCUCUGGACGAGUCGGAAGAACCGGAGAGUCCCCCACCCCCACAGAGAAGCCCCUCCCCAGAGCCUACUGUCGUCAAUACGCCCAGCCACGCCAGCCAGUCAGCACGGUUCUACAAGCACCUGGACCGGGGUUACAACUCGUGUGCUAGGACAGAUUUCUACUUCACUCCUUUGGCUUCAUCCAAACUGGCCAAGAAGCGAGAGGAAGCUCUGGAGAAAGCCAAGAGGGAAGCAGAACAGAAAGCAAGAGAGGAGAAGGAGCGAGAGAGGGAGAGGGAAAAAGAGCGAGAAAGAGAGCGGGAACGAGAAAAGGAAGCCGAGCGAGCUGCGAAAGCCUCCAGUUCCUCUCAUGAAGGCAGGAUGGGCGAGCCUCAGAUCGCCGGACCCGCCCACAUGCGUCCUCCCUUCGACGGCCCUCCGACUACGAUCGCAGCUGUGCCUCCGUACAUCGGCCCCGACACGCCCGCCCUCCGCACCCUCAGCGAGUACGCCCGGCCCCACGUCAUGUCGCCCACCAAUCGAAACCACCCCUUCUUCGUGUCGCUCAACCCCGCGGACCCGCUGCUGGCCUACCACAUGCCCAGCUUGUACAACGCCGACCCGGGCAUGCGGGAGCGGGAGCUGCGAGAGCGGGAGAUGCGGGAGAGGGAGAUCCGGGAGAGGGAGCUGAGGGAAAGGAUGAAACCUGGAUUCGAGGUCAAGCCCCCGGAGAUGGACACACUCCACCCUUCCACGAACCCCAUGGAGCACUUUGCCCGGCAUGGAGCCAUCACGUUGCCCCCCAUGGCCGGACCUCACCCCUUCGCCUCCUUUCAUCCGGGCCUGAACCCGUUAGAGCGCGAGCGGCUAGCCUUAGCUGGGCCCCAGCUGCGGCCAGAAAUGAGCUACCCAGAGAGGUUGGCUGCAGAGAGACUCCAUGCUGAGAGGAUGGCCACAGUCGCCAACGACCCCAUCGCCCGUCUACAGAUGUUCAACGUCACGCCGCACCACCACCAGCACUCACACAUCCACUCACACCUCCACCUCCACCAGCAAGACCCCCUACACCAAGGUGGUGGUGAAUGUCUUGUGUGUCCUCCAGGUUCCGGGGCCCAUCCACUGGCCGUAGAUCCCCUGGCAGCCGGACCCCACUUGGCCCGCUUCCCCUACCCGCCCGGCGCCAUCCCCAACCCGCUCCUGGGCCAGCCGCCGCACGAACACGAGAUGCUGCGUCACCCAGUCUUCGGUACUCCAUACCCUCGGGACCUACCAGGAGGUCUUCCACCGCCCAUGUCCGCAGCCCACCAGCUGCAGGCCAUGCACGCCCAGUCGGCUGAGCUCCAGCGGCUGGCGAUGGAGCAGCAGUGGCUCCACGGACACCAUCACAUGCACGGAGGACCGCUGCCCGGCCAGGAGGACUACUACAGCCGACUGAAGAAGGAAAGCGACAAGCAGCUGUAGCCAGCCGAGGGAGGCGGCGAGCGGCGGGUGCAGGACACGGGAAGUUGUUACCGAGCGACUCAGAGGCUCAAGGCUCCUCUCAACACACUCACUUUUGAAGAACAGAAAAAAAAAGGCCAAGUGGAUCGUCUGAGAAUUCUUCUGAUAUUUGUUUUUUUUUUUUUUUGUUCCUGUCAAGGACUGUUUUUUUUUUUUUUUAUUCUUAUUAUUUUUCAAGACAUUGACUUUCUUUGGUAUAUAGCCAGUAGUGACAACGUCCUCAAGACUCCUGCAUGACAAGCUUCCCUGACGUUUUUUGUAGGUGCUAGAACAAGACACUGUGCUUAUCAAGAAAAAAAAACAAGAAAGAAAGAAAAAAAAAAAGACAAGACCGGUCAGACCAUUUAUGGAAAAAUAACAAGUGCUAUCUUAAAUUCAACAUUUAUUUUAAUACAUUGUUGGAGGUUUUUCAUAAUUUUAAGAAAAGCUACCGCAUGGCGUUUUUGAGUCUGUAAAUAGUAUAUAUAAACAUAUAAUUAUUAUUAUAAUUAUUAUUAUUAUUACUAGGUGUGGACUCCAAAUCAAGUCGUUUCAACCUCCAAUAUAAUUGUUUUGAAAGCAUUAUCCCUUGUUUCAGAGGGGAGCACCAUGGCAUUAUAUGAGCAGUUUCUGAGAGUUGCGGUUCAGUUGUGACGUUCCUCUGACAUCACUGUGUUAGAUUUAGUCCCACAUGCACUAUGUGAACCAUAAACCCGUCACACCCACCACAUCCAUUCAUCACCGGUGACAUGCAGCAGGUUGUCAGAAUGUGCAAACUGAAUAAACGAUGUGAAAACGCUUGAAGAGACUGACGCAGUCGCCACCGACGCUCGGAGUGCACGCUGAGGCCAUGGAUUAAAAAGAAGAAGAAAAGCUUUGCACUGAAGGAGCAUCUUUGAGCUCUUCUCAACUGGCAAAAUUAGUAUUUAAGUCAGCAGAAUGGAGAAGUACUUCCUGAUUUUCUGUUGUUUUUACACAAAAUGAUUUUAAAUGUGAAUUUUAAAUAUUUGGACACAUUUUAAAACAGCUUUUAAAUAAUCAGGACCCAAAUUUUAACAUCAUAACAGGAGCCAAAAAGGACUUUGGGAUUGUUUUUAACGAAUGAGAGGUUUUGAGUCGGUGCUGGAUUUGUGCUGCCUUUUUCCUCACCUGGUCGGUGUUUGUAGCGGGGCUCAAAUCCGACCGAGUCAUCCUCCAGCUAGGCUGUAGUAUUGUUCACUGUGACACUAGACGGGGCCUGUGCACGCCAGAUCACCAGGAGGAAAUGGGUGGAUGAUUGUGUGUAUGUGUGUGUUGUACGUUUCGUCUGCCUUGGUUCCUUCGGGACACACUCGACCUCCUGGGCCUGUUUGUGUGCCACUGACUGUUACAUGUAGUGUUCACCUGUCGCACCAGUGCACAUGAGCCCUCUUUCUUUACGUUAUUUUGUUUUCGCUGUGGCCAUGACAUGAGUUCUGCAUCUGUUCCAUGCACUAAGACUGUUUGACUGUCAUGGACAUUCAGAAAACUGUGGCUAUGUCUGUUUUUGUUUUUUGUUUUUUUUUUACUUUAUUUUAACCAAUUGAAGAACUGUACUUGCUUUUUAAAAGUGACCAUAUCUGGAGCACUAUUAUUUACAUUGAAAUGCUUGCAAACGUUCACCAAACCGUUUUUAAAAACCUACAGGUCUUCGCAGCCCUGACAACAGCCUGUCACUCUGUCUCACCAUCUCCCACCUGUUCCUGUGUCUCUUCUGACUCUUCGUCAUCACCGUCAUCGUCAUCCUUUGCCUCAUUUCCUGACGAUUCCCUUGCCUUUUACUCCCUCUUUUUGUGUCUCCGAAACCUUUGAUGUUAAGUGUUGUCAAUGGUUUAGCUUCUUGUUUCAAAGCGGCAAUAGCAGAAUGUAAAUUCUGACUGCUAAGAUUUAUAUAUAUACUGGUAUCUUGAAGCUUAUUGUAUAUAUGAGUAGUCGCCAUGGGAUGACACAAUGUAAACAAAAAGUAGAAAUAAUAAGAAAAAUUGUGAGUCCUGUGUUCUCUCCAUUUGAGUAUUUUGUAAUUUUUUUGAAAAAUUUGUGGAAUUGAAAUAAACGACUAAGUUACACCACAAA